This is a messenger RNA of Owenia fusiformis, 1668 nucleotides long. The record is from the annotation of a GenBank genome assembly. NCBI's taxonomy places the organism in Eukaryota, Metazoa, Annelida, Polychaeta, Sabellida, Oweniidae.
UCAAAGACCAAACAGAUCAAUAAUCCGUUACGUUUUCUAGACCUUAUUUAUCAGGAUGAUUUGAUUUAGAACUGCAUACAGAUUGCAUUAGGUUAAACAUUUAAACAUUUACUGUCCAAAAUGAGGUUUAAAAUGAGACUGCUUGUGGCCUUUUUUGCGAUGUGUUUUUUAUUUUAUUUUUGGACUAACUAUCUUUCAUACAUUUCUAGGACAGUUGAAUCGGGCGUUUAUCAAGGCAAACAUGAUAAGAUGGAAUAUACUGCGUUCAAUAAGACGCAUGUUGUCAUCGAUAAACGGUUGUUCUUUAAGUUAGUGCGCAGCUAUGAAACUGGAAAACUAAUGAAAAGAAUGACAAAACAAAGUGGAAUGGCCAGUGGAAAGGGACAGGAACCAAGAUUGGAUGGUUUUGAUACAAACGAUCCUAGUAAAAAUGGAAGAACGAUGUUAAAGAAAGACCGACCGAUAUUCUUUCUUAAAACGCACAAGACGGGGAGCUCGACAAUCCAGAAUAUACUCAUGAGAUACGCCGAUAGGCACAAUCUGAAUUUAGCAUUACCGUCAAGACCUCCCUAUCAGUUUAAGUACUGGCACCCUUUUCGGAAAAGCAGUGUCAUUCCUCUCGUAUCGCCAAUAGAAACUUAUGACAUCAUGUGCCAUCAUCUGGUGUACAGUGAAGAAGUUAAAUAUAUCAUGCCAAAGGAUGCGUAUUUUCUUACUAUACUACGAGAGCCAAAAAGUCUUUUCGUUUCCUCGUAUAACUUCUUUGGAAUUGGUGGACAUAACUGCAACCGUACAGCAAAUGAAUUUGUAGAGAGAUCCAUCCCUGAUGAUGUGCCACAAAAAAGCUUGUUUCGAACACUCAAGUCCAACUAUUCCAAGUGUGGUCCGGGGCAAUGGGUGCGUCAUGGCGUUCUUUACGACGCAGGGCUAUCUUAUGACGAAAUUGAUAAUCGAACAAGAUUGAAUGACAUUAUCCAGAAAUUCGACAAACAAUUUGAUUUUGUAAUGUUGUUAGAAUACAUUGAUGAAUGUCUAGUGAUGCUCAAGAAACAGUUUGGUUGGAAAAUGAAAGACAUCCUCUACAUUAAGCAGAACGAAGCCUCGUCUUCUAAUAAGACCCUACAAUAUUUAUCAGAAAAAUCAAAGAAAAAGCUAGAUGAAUAUAUGUAUCAAGAACACGUCAUGUAUGACUACUUCAAUGCCAGCUUUUGGCGGAGGGUAGACGCAUACGGACGGCAACGUUUAGCAAAAGAAGUAAACCUAUUUCGACGGCUAAAUUCAUUCAUUGGCAAGUCAUGUAUUAGCCACCGCACAGACAGAGAUAAUGUAACUGAUAGUUUAUUAAAACCAUGUUGUAGAGGACUCCGGGGAUAUGUUUUGAAUCCAGCCAAACGCCACGACUGGAUGUGCCGUCGUUUAGCGGCAGCCGAAUGGGCGUUCACAGACUUACUGAGAAAGAAAAUGGUAUUACGCAAAGUAAUUCCACCGUAGUUACGAGAUUAAAUAACAUAGAGUUACACGUAGGUUUUUAAAUCUAGAUGACCACCGACAAAAUUGAUGAAGUCGGAACGCGCUUGUUCUGUUGAUUAAAUAUUUGGCCUUGGUGAACUCACUAAUUUGAAACGAGCUGAGAAGGCUGAUAAUUCACCACUGCAAUUUACAGACCUG